UAGAGUCUAACAUCUAAUAAUGACGGGCUUUGUUUUUUACUUUCGGUUUAAUUUCUAGAAUAUCAUUUUACAAAUUACAUGCAAUCUGAUACCAUUGACAUGUAGAUCUGUAGGACGUUUAAGACAUACUGACUAGAACUUCACCAUGGCAACUUCAUCUGCCUCUGUUAGAUGGCGAGUACAAGGAAAUACUCACUUCUUCAGUGCGAGUACUACAAGUGUCCCUGUUGUACAGAAGGGAAGGUACCAGAAAGCCCUCGCAUGCUACGAGAGUGCUCAUUCAGUAGGAUCUUGUGAUGAAGAUAUUUCCUCCGCUGCUAAAAACGUGGGAGUUACAGCAUGGAAAAUGGCAAAACUGGCUGUUGAUACAGGAGACAAGUGGCCAGUGAUUAAGAUAUAUUUGAAGCAGUCAUUAAAGUAUUUCAACCAUGCCUUCCGGAAAGGUAAAAGUUGCGGGAAAUCAAAUAAAUGGCUUGACAAUAUCAUCGCUCAAUGCAGGGGUUGUUGGGAAGAAAUAGGAAAUGCAACAGAAUCUUUGAAGGAGACUGAUGAAGAAGAUCGUAUUGUAACAAUAAGGGAAUGUAUUGAUUUUAUACCGACCACUGACAUGAAAGCUGAAUGUUUCUUGGCCAUUGCGGAGUUUCAUUUUCACGAUGGGGUAAAGGCUGUGGCCUUAGGAGAUUACAAGAAAUGCUUGUGUAGCAUGCAUGAUUGUUUCUUCCCACUGGCGGAGGCACUAAAAUAUGGCCAGGGUGAGGAGAGAAUUCGGAAAGAACAUUCUGUACUGGAAACAGAUGUUAUGCUUAACAGAGCAUUGGCAGAGUCAAUGCAAUCCAGACAAACAGGUGAUGUGUUAUUAGAAAAAGUUCUAAAGGAUGAGGAAAUGUUGAACAUUGACAUGGUUUGGGAGAUCAUUGACUGGUACAAGAAUGCUAUUCUAAGGGCACGGGAUGUAGAUAUGAAACAGGAGGCCAUGGCACUCUACAAGAUUGGCUUGGUUUAUGAUAAAGUAUUCAAAGUGAAAUUCCGAGCAAAAACUUACUUGAAGAAAGCUCUGGAGCUUGCUCAGUCUAUGACCCCUCGAAAUUUUACCACAGAAGAAUGGUUCAAAGAUUGUACUUCCAUCCUUGAGAGGUACCAGCAGGAAACAGUUCAGUAUGAGCAAGAAAAAGACAACAAACUCAAGGAAGAAGCCAGGAAAAAGCUUAAACCGGAGAUUGAUGAACUGGACAAGCACGAAACUGACACCGUCUUAGAAUUCCUUCGAUUCGUGUACAAGAAGUAUCCACGAAAGAAUGCUGCUCACAAACUUGAUGUGACAGAUGAUACGAAGCAAUUGGAAUUUGACCAGAGGUAUAAAUUACUUCAGAAAGCUGUCAUACAUUUUCAUCCUGACAGAGUAGUGGCGGAGGAAGAGGGACUAGAGGCGAAGCUGUUGAGUGAAGAGAUUACAAAACGUUUAACAAAGAGAUACGAGAACAUAAAAUCUCAGAAGUGAAGGAAGCAAAAAAGGGUUGUCACAAAGCAUUUUGGAAUAGGAUCAGAAUGUUCAUUGAAACUGUAUAUUAUAUCUUUAUAAAGAAUUGGACAAAAAUAUUCAUAACAUCUUAUAUUUUUAAACUGGAAAGAAAUAGCAGACUUUUAAUGAUAAAGAUUCGAGAAAGAUACUGUGUGGAGAUGAAACUCAAAUUUUAGUAGUAAAUGUAAGAAAGGUUGUGCUUGAGAUUUGAUUGAGCUUCAUUUCAUUUUAUACCAAUAAUACUCAUAUUGAGUCACUUUUUUCACUGAAAAGAAAUGUGCAAGUUGACUGAUUUAGAUUUGAGAAAGAAACUUGGUGAAAUGGAAACUCAGGAAUAAAGACAUACUUUUCAGAAAUCUUUUCAAGAGAUUGUUACAUAUUGAUAUGUUUUACUUUUUUUUUUUUUUUCUAGCAUGUAGUGGUUAGUGUUCAAUAUCCUCAGUACAUUUGCAUUUAACAGUAUGAAUAUAGGUACAAUCUUGUUCACAUACAUGUACAUCACAUGUUUUAUUUUUAGCUUGUCUGUUUUGAAGAGUAAAAGUCCAGCUAUAAUGAUCACUUUGAAGGUCGUUCAAAAACUUUAUUGAAACUUGGAAUGCUUCCUUAUCAUAACAAUAUGCAGUUGUUAGACAAGUGGCAUUAUUCUGAAAGCAAUAUUUUUGGAGUUAUGUCCCUUUUUAGUCCCCUACCGGUUUACCGGAGGGGACUUUAGGUUUACCGUCCGUCUGUCUGUCCGUCCGUCCACAAAACUGGAUCCCGCGAUAACUUGAAAAGUACUGAAAAUAUUUUUAUGAAACUUGGUAUAUCGAUAGAUGGCAGUAUGGAGAUUAUGCACGUCUUUUUCUUUUCUUCCUAUGUUGAAAAUUCUGGUUGCUAUGGCAACAAAAAGGCUGAAAAUAUGGCAAAUUUUACACAUAAACUGGAUCCAGUGAUAACACAAAAAGUACAAGAAAUAUUUUUAUGAAACUUGAUAUAUGGAUAGAAGGCAGUAUGGAGAUUAUGCACGUCUUUUUCUUUUCUUCCUAUGUUGAAAAUUCUGGUUGCUAUGGCAACAGAUAGACUGAAAGUAUGGUCAAUUUUACACAUAAACUGAAUCCAGUGAUAACUCAAAAAGUACUGGAAAUAUUUUUAUGAAACUCAAAAAGUACUGGAAAUAUUUUUAUGAAACUUGACAUAUGGGUAGAUGGCAGUCUUGAGAUUAUGCAUGUCUUAUCUGUUCUUCCUAUUUUGAAAAAUAUUGGUUGCCUUGGCAACAAAUAGGCUUAAAACUUGGCAAAUAUAACAAUAUUUGUGAUUAGUCAAAAAGAGCUGGAAAAAUUUAUGAAAUUGCAUCUUUAAUUCAAGAGUUAUCUCCUCUUUAAGAAUUUUGCUUUUAAAAUGUUAUAUUUUGGUAACAGGGAUGUUUCAAAUAUUAACUUUAGAGUGUCCUUCAAUCCGUCUGUCUGUCUGUUCAUAAAAACUGUUUCUUUUUAUCACUUUAAAAGAACUUUUCCAACAAAUUUACUUAAAAUAGAGAAAAAUUGAAACAUUAGUGAAUGGCCAAUGGCCCUUUAGAAUGUUGAUGGGGGUUCUAACCGGUAGGGGACUUAUGCAUUGCUUGCAAUACUAUGAUAAUUGCUUGUUUACUUUAGACGAGCACUGACACAUCAUAAAGUGCUCUUGUUUAGUUUCUAUUUUUACAGUUAACUGAAAGUCAUUUUAUGUUUGGGUUAUCUGAAAUAAUGUGUUUUAAAAAUGGCAAAAAGAUAUUGAAUUAGAAUAAGCAGCAUCCCUUUAAGCAUUUAGGGUCACCCAAUUUACUACACGUUGUAUCCCAUUUAGUAUCAUUCCUCUAUGCAUGGGACAAAGAGCUUAGAUAUUGGGUAUGAGGCAAUUAGUAAUCGACCUUGACCAAACAUAACAUAAAUAAUGGCCCUGGGGUCUGUCCAUUCCAAUGCAGAAACUUCUGUUACUUAGUCUCCUACUAAAAAAGAUGAAAAUUUAAAGUGUUCUUUACUGAAACUAAAAACGCAUUGAACCUGUGUAAGAUAUUUGAUUAGUAGAGGAAGAAUUAUCAAGUAGGAUACUACAAAAGGUAUAUAAAUCAUGGCACAAGAGUCCAAAAUUGUAGUUACCAUGGAAACUUUUUCUUUGUCUCCACUUUUCCAUUAAAACCGAUGAUCACCUAAGGCAUACAUGGAACAGUUGUUGGAAAAAUGUUCUUCACUAGAUUGUAUAGGCAUAUUUUAUGACUAUGUUCUUAAUCGCAAACAUUUUCUCCUGUGUUUUGAAUCCCCCAGGCUUCACCACAUAUAUUUCUUUUAAAAUCUAGUCAAAAACUCUUGAUUGGUUGAUUUCCUUUAAUAAUUAUGAAUCGACCAAUGGUUGCUCUUAUUUUAUGUUUGUUUUCUUAUGAUCUACAUUGUAAAUACUGUUCUUUUUAUAUUUUGUUAUUUAGUUGUGUUUCUCUAUAUUUUAUCGCUUUUAAUUGUUUCAUUUAUGUUUUGUUUGCAUAUACUUCAUAAUUAGUAAUAGACUAAUAGUUAUGUUAAAAUUUGAUAAUGCUCUUAAAAAUCUUGUACAUGUAUGUGCUAUAAAUACAUAAUUUUAUGAUGAUACAUACUCCCUAGCAUUUAUUCAGUUUUCCUUUUUUCCCAUUUUUAGCUCACCUGUCACAAAGUGACAGGGUGAGCUUUUGUGAUCGCUUUUCGUCCGGCGUCCGUCCGUCCGUAAACUUUUGCUUCAAAUGACAUCUCCUCAUAAACCACUAAGCCAAUUUCAUCCAAACUUCACAGGAAUGUUCCUUUGGUGGUCACCUUUAAAAAUUGUUCAAAGAAUUUAAUUCCAUGCAGAACUCUGGUUGCCAUGGCAACGGAAAGAAAAAACUUUAAAUAUCUUCUUUUAAAGAACCCAAAAAGCUAGAGCUUAGAUAUUUGGCAUGAAACAUCUUCUAAUGAGUGUCUACCAAGUUUGUUCAAAUAAAAGCCCUGGAGUCAAAAUUGGCCCCGCCCCGGGGGUCAUUGAUUUUCCUUAUAUGUGUAUAGCAAAAACUUAAAAAACCUUCUUUGAAAAAAUCCCAAAUAGCUAGAGUUAAGAUAUUAAGCAUGAAACAUCUUCUAGUAAGUGUCUACAAAGUUUGUUCAAAUUAAAGCCCUGGGGUCAAAAUUGGCCCCGCCCCGGGGGUCAUUGAAUUCCUUAUAUGUGUAUAGCAAAAACUUAAAAAAUCUUCUUUGAAAAAACCAAAUUAGCUAGAGUUUAAAUAAUAAGCAAUAUGAAACAUCUUCUAAUAAGUGUCUACAAAGUUUGUUCAAAUAAAAGCCCUGGGAUCAAAACUGCCCCCGCCCCAGGGGUGUCAUUGUUUUUAACUAUAUGUGUAUAGUAAAAACUUAAAAAAUCUUCUUUUAAAAAACCCAAUGAGCUAGAGCUUAGAUGUUUAGCAUGAAACAUCUUCUUAUGGGUGUCUACCAAUUUUGUUCAAAUAAAAGCCCUUGGGUUAAAAUUAACUCUGCGGGGGGGGGGGGGGGGGGGGGGAGAAGGUCAUUGUUUUUCCUUAUAUGUGUAUAGCAAAAAACUUAACAUCAUGAAACAUCUUCUAAUGGGUGUCUUAAUUCCAAGUUUGUUCAAAUAAAAGCGCUGGGGUUUAAACUGGCCGCUUCGGGGGCCUAUAUACAGGUGAGCGACCUCAGGGCCAUCAUGGCCCUCUUGUUUAAAGAUCUCCCAAGUUUUCCUUCUUUUUUCAUAAACAUAAAAAAAUAUAGGUCCAGUUCAAAUGUGGCUUCAGACAACUUAUUUUUCAAAUAGUUAAAGUGGCGGGUGUGAACAGGGGUCUUUCAAAUUCUAUUUGAAAGACCCUGGUGUUAAUCACCUUAAGUGAUAGUUCUAGUUAACUUUGGUAAUACUAAAAACUUUGAAAUAAAAACAAUCACGGGUAUAGGUAAAGAGAUAAUAGUUUAAUUUUGUUUUCAAUUUAAAUAUUUUCACAUCAACUUUAUUAAUAGAUUAAACAAUUUAUUAUUUUAUCCCUUGCCCAGACUUAGAGUAAACCUUAAAUCAUGUGUCUAUACAGAGUUAUCUUAUAUUGUUAUAGUACUGUAGUAUAAAACUGUUCAUUUUUUACAUCUUAAAUGGUGCUUAUGUGUAUAUAUCAUUAAAAAUCAGUCAAUAA
Messenger RNA from Ruditapes philippinarum (Manila clam), 5663 nucleotides. RefSeq lists its product as uncharacterized. The record is from RefSeq and is a predicted model, not a curated record. The coding region runs from base 146 to 1498 and encodes 450 amino acids. The transcript is spliced from 8 exons. NCBI's taxonomy places the organism in Eukaryota, Metazoa, Mollusca, Bivalvia, Venerida, Veneridae. Gene Ontology annotation, molecular function: protein binding.